AUGUCCGAGUCCGAAGUUGUUAAACUCGAUUUUACAUCGUUAGAAAUAUGGCCGGCAGAUUCGUCUUCAUCAUUGCCAUCGUUUGAUCCAGAAUGUUUAUGUGUUUUACAUAUUGAUAUUGAUGAUCAGUACCCUGAACAAGGAGAUCUUCUUGCACUGACAGCAUUAACUAAAUCAAAUUUUAUUCCAGCUGUGUUAGACACUUUCUGGCUUGAUGAAACAUACCGACGAGCGGUGAUUGACACUCAAUAUUCAAAAGUACUCAAAGGUUUUCCAUUAAGUUUCAUUUAUGGAAAACAAGUAACGAAUCAGUUGAAAAAUAAUUUUUUUUUACGACGAUUUCAAAAUGGAGUACAUCCAAUAAAUGAAAGUAAUCUUGAACAAAUUAGGAAAUCGAUAUUUAUCAAAGGAAAAGAAGCCAUUGAUCUCCUAGCGGUUCAACUUGGAACGAAAUCAUUCUUUUUUGGAAGCAACCCGUCAAGCUUCGAUUCUCUGAUAUUUGGAUAUUUAGCUGCGUUGAUAAAAAGUCCAGCAACUGCAAACAGUCCACUGGCGCGUUAUGCAAGUAAUCACACAAAUCUUCGAAGUUUUGUCGAUCGAAUAUCGAUCAACUAUUUAUACCGAUCAAAACCGUAUGACGAACAAGUAUUAUCAACCGAAAAUGAACCAAAUGUUAAAAACACAACAUCAAAACCAAAACAAGCAUCAGAGGAACGUUUAAGAGAUAAAAUAGCUGUUAUCAGUAUUGGAAUUUUAACAUUAUGUGCCUAUGCUUAUUUAUCUGGUCUCAUUCGAAUUGAAAUACACGAAACUGAAUGA
Didymodactylos carnosus is the source of this 819-nucleotide messenger RNA. Lineage: Eukaryota; Metazoa; Rotifera; Eurotatoria; Philodinida; Philodinidae. The record is from the annotation of a GenBank genome assembly.